Molecule: messenger RNA, 2777 nt
Organism: Triplophysa rosa
Lineage: Eukaryota; Metazoa; Chordata; Actinopteri; Cypriniformes; Nemacheilidae
Product: espin-like protein
Exons: 1
Coding region: 109-1974 (621 amino acids)
Biological process (GO): actin filament bundle assembly
Cellular component (GO): cytoplasm
Molecular function (GO): actin filament binding
Source: RefSeq, a predicted model, not a curated record
CUCUCCUCUUCUGACUCGCUUUAGUUCGCUGCUAGUGGCUACUAUCAGGCCCAAGACUGGCACUAUUCACACGUGCACAACGCUAUACUGGGUCCAUUCGGGGAACUAAUGACGGAGGACGACCUCAUCCGCAUUGAGAGGCAGAUCGAAAACCUGCAGGUCAUGCACAAAGUGACGGAGGUGGAGAAAGAGCUGGAACAACUGGAGCGAGAGUUGAAGCAACUCCUCCCCGUGUCAGCGGCCCUGAAUCAAGACCACUUCUCUGUCAACCCCAAACAAGUUCACGGGCAAGCAGAGGACUUGCCCUCCUGGUGCAGCAAGAUCUCCACGCUGCUCAAAAGCAUGGCCAUCCUCCUGGCCACUCUGGGGGGUAAGGAGGUCGACCUUCUGGAGAUGAUCAAUCAAGGAUAUACGUACGAGGGUCUGAAAAGCGGAACGGGUCGGUCGGAGAUGUCCAAUUCCGGGAGCAUCGGCCGAUCGCAAUCUUUCUCCACUCGAGAGGAUGUGGAAAAGGAGAUCAAGCAGUGCGGCGUGUCGGUAAAGAACCUGAAAGCCAAUUAUGAAGUUCAUAGCCACGAGGAUGACCAAAUGAACCGCACAUACAAGCGUACCAGGUCCUUGCCAGUGGUCGGCGAAUGCAGUUACCCAGCAGAACCCCUUCUGGAGGAUGACCUGUUGCUCUCUCUAAGCGAAAGCCACUAUCAAGAAGGAGAUGGGCAGCAAGAUUCAAGUUUACCCCUAGUGAAUGAAGAACCUAUAAUACCGUCCCACGCCACUUUGUCGUACAGCGAGCCUGCUGAAAGUAUUGAACCGUCAUUCUCGGACUGUCCUGACCUCCCUGCAAAUCGCGCACCAAACUCAGAGCAACUCACGCGCAGCCUGGAGGUGCAAACAGACCUGAGCUAUGUUCAGGAGUGCAUCGAAAUGCGAAAGGAGAGGAUUGUGUUUCUGUUCCUGGAACACUGGAGGAAGUACACUAUUAGCGAGUCCUACAAGUGUGCGGGGAGAGGGAAGACCCUGAGUGUUGAAACGAACGAUUCCCAUUCCCUGUAUUACCACAGCUUAGCCGAAUCAGACGGUAGCACGCAAACGACCGAGGACGAUCAGCUGCUGCAUUUCAUGAAACAGAGACAGGUGGUGGGAAAUCUUCUCGGCCACUGGAGGACCAUCAUGAGCCAGGUGCCCACACGGCAAAUCCGUCGACUCAGCCGCGCUCACAUGAUGUACUGGCCCGAGCACUUCCUUCCACACAUCAACGGGUCACCCGUUCAAUAUGACAGUCUAACCCUUGACCUCUUCAUGCUGGGCUACUUCCAACUGCUUGAGAUGAACAUGUCCCGCGGAGAACGCAAGUUUCGCCACUUACUCUGCUACGAGAUGUUUGACCGGCUCGGCAGCCACCCAUGGGAAGUGAUCCGCCAGUUCCACCGAGAGGUGAUGGAGAGCAUUGAGAGAGGGAAACGCGAUUGGUCGGAUGGUUUUGAAGAUAUAAAGGUAAAGCAUUUUGGCGACUCUGUCGAAGGCGGAGGAUUGCUGGAGGCGGCUGAGCUCAUUCUACCUCCGGAUGUUCUGCAGGCAUCUAUGAACACAUCACAGAUGGCUCCACCUGAUGCCAACCCCUCAAGUUCUUCACGGCCAGCAGUCUCCAGCGAACAUACCAAUGAGGGUUCUUUACCGGCCACCCAACAGUGUUCCUCCCCAGCUGAGAACAUGGCAAACAAUGCGUCGCUACAGAAGAGCAGUACUGAAGCACAGGAUUCACCGCAACCAGAAAACACCACCACUCAGCCAACCAUAACAGCUGAUAGUCUUCAGCUCCAACCCACCGGCGCUCACACCAGAGAGGAGCCCGAUGAAGACUCCAUCAAGCUUAUCUAUGAACUUAAAGAGUUCAGCAAUGAGGAGAUCAUCAGAUACAUCGAUCGAAGCUUUGCCUUCUGGAAAGAGAAGGAAGCAGAGAUGUUUGACAUCUGACCGAGUGGCUCAACUGCUUUGAAGGAUGAAGCACAAUGAGCAGGUGAUAGAGUUGCAUGCCUCGUGUUAAGCAGAUCAGCAAACAAAAAAGAUUUGUUUGUGUGGUCAGGGAGGCAAAAACGUCAAUGCUGCAUGCAAACAAUUGAGCGCUGUCAGCAUAUACUGAACGGAAGAGAAACUAAUAAAGGCUUAAAAGAUGCAAAUGUAGAUAUGAAAGCUUUCUUUCCAUAUUUAACAGAAACAUUCUGGGUUGUCAGACCUCACAACAGUUAAGCGAUGUCAGUGGCACUUCAUGGUACAUGAUGCAGUGUGUGAGCGUUCACAUCAUCGGUCCAGCAGAACUGAAGUGUACACUUUCAAAUCAACAACAGUUCAUAGUCAGCCCAUACGUCUAACAACAGAUGGAUUGUGUUUAGAUGUUAUGUUAAACCGGUUCAUUAACUGAAGUCAUUUGCAUGUAGUUGUUUUGUUCUUGAACUUGUGUAACAAAAGAGAAGUGCGGUCAUCACAUGUAGGUCAGGACGAGAGGAAUCGUGCGGGUGCUUUUAUUCAGACGAGCGCUUGUCAUAUGUUUUCAUUAAAUGCUUUACUUGUGUGUAGCCAUUCCAAAAGUUUAUCUCUUAUAGUUUGAUCUUUUUUGUGGAUUUUAAAAAGCAGAUGCGGGUUUUUUAUUGCCAUUCAUAUUCAUACCAGCUUUUUUACUCUUAACAUGGACAUUUAUGAUGUUUAUCUGGCAUAGUUGUUUCACAUAGCCACGUUUGAAGUGUUUGUUUGUUUUGAAGUAUUGCUGAAAGUAAAUAAAU